This is a messenger RNA of Suillus fuscotomentosus, 1531 nucleotides long. RefSeq lists its product as uncharacterized. The record is from RefSeq and is a predicted model, not a curated record. Lineage: Eukaryota; Fungi; Basidiomycota; Agaricomycetes; Boletales; Suillaceae. Bases 110 to 1234 code for a protein of 374 amino acids. The transcript is spliced from 3 exons.
UUCGUUACCAUGUAACUUCUUCCACCUGCCCGCAUCCAUUUGAAAAGCUUGUUAAGCCGUCGACAGCAUACAAUCUUGAUACAUCCGUUGGUCUUGAUAAGCUACGUAAAUGGCUAUCGAGGAGGUCUGCCGCAUAUUCCAAGAGUACCUGCGGGAAAGCAUCCCGCAUCGGUUAAUCGCGAUAUCAAAGAUGGAGGUCGUAGAGCAGCAAUGGGUGGAGGAGUUAUAUAUGCCGUCUAUCAGGGCCGUGACGGAGAAAGAUAUAGAGCAACACACGUUCUACCUGAAUCAGAGAAGGGAUGAAGUGAUCAGAAACAUUGUGAAAGGCAUUGUCAGAUAUGCCAUUCUAUCUCACAGAUGGUGCCGCGAAGGAGAGGUGACGCUCCAGGAGAUGACAUCGGGUAGUACAAAGCUCGGGAAACCCUCGAGUUGUCACAAAUUGGCAAACUUCUGUCAGAAGGCAGCGGAGUACGGAUGUGGUUUUGCCUGGGCAGACACAUGCUGUAUCGAUAGGUCCAAUCCCUCUCCAGAAGAGCUCAAUAAAGCCAUGCCUCGGAUGUUCAGGUGGUACCGCAAUGCGCAUGUCUGCAUUGUAUACCUUGCGGAGUCACUCACAUUGGACGACUUCCUGUGCGACUCUUGGUUUUUACAAAGCUGGACUUUGCAAGAACUCCUCGCCCCAGUCAGAGUCAAAUUUUAUGGGCGAACGUGGAGACCGAUCAAUACACGAGCCGACAACGAUAAAGCUGACCGGAAGUUGCUGGCUGCGCUUUCCACUGGCACCGGAAUUCCGGUGCAAGACAUCCAGUGUUAUUGGGCGGGGACGGAGAGAGUGCGUGAGAAGCUGAUGUGGGCAUCUCGCCGGACUUCACGACUAGCAGAGGAUGGUGCUUACUCACUGUUGGCACUUUUCGACGUGCAUAUGAACGUGGAAUACGGAAUAGGAGACGAAGCAUUUGGUAGAUUGAUGGAAAUGCUUCUGCAAAGAAGCCAGGAGUGCGAUAUGCUUGCCUGGGCUGGAAUAGCAUCCACCAAAUACGUGUUCUUGCCACCAUCGGCACAGGGGUAUAGCGUUCAUUAUUUGGACGAAUCCUAUAAUCCCAGUCACGACCACUACGGAUUGCGAGGAGACCAGGAUAUGAGUGUCGUCGAUGGGCGGUUGAGAGUAAAGCUUUCUUGCAGAGUGGCUACCAUGCAUGUGCACUCUUGCCAAAGGGGCUGCCCUCCAAUGUGACGAUAAAUCAUGUGUCCAUUGUUUCCAGCAACAAUAUGCCUUGGCGUCCAUCCAAAUUGGCCCUCGGAGUUGUCGAUUACAGAUGGACAAGUGAUGAUGAGAAGGGACUCGUGGAAAAAGGCCGCACCCAUUUCUGCCUCCUCUUUGGAGCGGAUGAUACACAGACAAGUUGGCAGAAGCUAAUGACGGACAAAGUGGUCACCAUAAAGACAUUGGUAUCAUGAUUUUGAAUUUAAUCAGUCCCAGUCUAAGAAUGUCUAACAUUGACUAUUGAGAUUUCGUGAUAGUUCAGUUCCG